Messenger RNA from Microcebus murinus (gray mouse lemur), 5247 nucleotides. RefSeq names its product interleukin 1 receptor accessory protein like 2 (gene IL1RAPL2). Gene Ontology annotation, biological process: signal transduction. NCBI's taxonomy places the organism in Eukaryota, Metazoa, Chordata, Mammalia, Primates, Cheirogaleidae. Gene Ontology annotation, molecular function: interleukin-1, type II, blocking receptor activity. The record is from RefSeq and is a predicted model, not a curated record.
AGUCAGCUAGGAGGCACCAAACUGUUAGCGACGAAAACGCAGCUCUUGGUGACUUCCACUACCCUCCCACCCCCACUCCAGGCAUAUUUUGGAGGCGGCAGCAGCGGUGGCAGGAUGUGAGGCGAGCCUGGAGCUCACUUCCCGGGCGCCCCUCCCUCUUCGGAGCUAGGGGAGACGUGUGUGGGCUUUUUGCGCACUGGCUGGAGGGUUCCCUUGAAAGGCUGAAGCCGCGAACAGGCGGGAGCGGGGUGGACAGGCAGAGUUUGCACCUGCCGCCUGCGCUUCUGUCAGGGGGAGAGGGCAGCCGGUGGGUCUGCUGCCUUCUGGAGUGUGUGUGCCUCACGAGGGUCGCGAGGGCCACAGGCUGAGGCGCCCGCGCCCCGGUGUGCACCGCCUGGCCGAGGGAAGGUGCAGCUGGAAAAAGGCUGCUCUGAAACGAAGUCGCGCAGAAAGAAGAGUCUGGGAGGCAGGCGACUUAGGAAAAUCUAGUCACUGAGGCAAGAAGCGGCACCUGCCAUUCUCACUAAGGAGCUGAGUGAUUUUUAGGAACCUUCCGUAACCUCUCCCUCUCCAGCUUCCCCCAAAAGUCCUCAGAAGCUCCGCUGAACUCUAGGAAUCUUCCCUGGUCGGGAAGGGGAAGUUUCCUGGCAUCCUCUUUGGCUAAGAACAGGGAGUGGAGAAAACAGGCGGGGCUGUUCUGUCCGUUGCUUGGGGACACAAGGUCUUCCUCACGCUUUCUCCAGCCCCGCUCGUCUUGAGGUAGCCUGUCCGACCGCCCGGGAAGUCCGAGCCCGCGCUCUCCGGAACCCGGCUCGCCAUCUCGCCCUGGACAUGGAACUACACGCCUGAGACGACCUGGACGUUUUGCUGGCUGUUUUGCGAGACUCAGCUGCCAAGGAAAGUGAACGAUGAAGCUGCCAUUUCUUUUGGCCCUUGUGGUCUGUUCUGUAGUCAGCACAAAUUUGAAGAUGGUGUCAAAGAGAAAUUCUGUGGAUGGCUGCAUUGACUGGUCAGUGGAUCUCAAGACAUACAUGGCGUUGGUGGGUGAACCAGUCCGAGUGAAAUGUGCCCUUUUCUACAGUUAUAUUCGCACCAACUAUAGCAUGGCCCAGAGCACUGGGCUCAGACUUAUGUGGUACAAAAACAAAGGUGACUUGGAAGAGCCCAUCAUCUUUUCAGAGGUCAGGAUGAGCAAAGAGGAAGACUCAAUAUGGUUUCACUCAGCUGAAGCACAAGACAGUGGAUUCUACACUUGUGUUUUAAGAAACUCGACAUAUUGCAUGAAGGUGUCAAUGUCCUUGACUGUUGCAGAGAAUGAAUCCGGCCUGUGCUACAACAGCAGGAUCCGCUAUUUAGAAAAAUCUGAAGUCACAAAAAGAAAAGAGAUCUCCUGCCCAGACAUGGAUGACUUUAAAAAGUCCGAUCAGGAGCCUGAUGUUGUAUGGUACAAGGAAUGCAAGCCAAAAAUGUGGAGAAGCAUAAUAAUACAGAAAGGAAAUGCUCUUCUUAUUCAGGAAGUUCAAGAAGAAGAUGGAGGAAAUUACACAUGUGAACUCAAAUAUGAAGGAAAACUUGUAAGACGAACAACUGAAUUGAAAGUUACAGCUUUACUCACAGACAAGCCUCCCAAGCCAUUGUUCCCCAUGGAGAAUCAGCCAAGUGUUAUAGAUGUCCAGCUGGGUAAGCCUCUGAACAUCCCUUGCAAAGCAUUCUUCGGAUUCAGUGGAGAGUCCGGGCCAAUGAUCUACUGGAUGAAAGGGGAGAAAUUUAUUGAAGAACUGGCAGGUCACAUUAGAGAAGGUGAAAUAAGGCUCCUCAAAGAACAUCUUGGAGAAAAAGAAGUUGAGUUGGCACUCAUCUUUGAUUCAGUGGUGGAAGCUGACCUGGCGAAUUAUACCUGCCACGUAGAAAACCGAAAUGGACGGAAACAUGCCAGUGUUCUGCUGCGUAAAAAGGAUUUAAUCUACAAAAUUGAACUUGCAGGGGGCCUGGGGGCAAUCUUCCUCCUCAUUAUACUGCUAGUAGUCAUCUACAAAUGCUACAGCAUUGAAUUGAUGCUCUUCUACCGACAGCGUUUUGGAGGUGAUGAAACUACUGAUGACAACAAGGAAUAUGAUGCCUAUCUCUCUUACACAAAAGUGGAUCAAGAUACUUUAGACUGUGACAAUCCUGAAGAAGAGCAGUUUGCUCUUGAAAUACUGCCAGAUGUCUUAGAAAAACACUAUGGAUAUAAACUCUUCAUCCCAGAAAGGGACCUGAUUCCGAGUGGAACAUACAUUGAAGAUCUCACAAGAUGUGUUGAGCAAAGCAGAAGACUUAUUAUCGUGCUAACUCCCGACUAUAUUCUCAGACGGGGAUGGAGUAUUUUCGAACUGGAAAGCAGACUCCAUAACAUGCUAGUCAGUGGAGAAAUCAAAGUGAUUUUGAUUGAGUGUACAGAAUUAAAAGGGAAGGUGAAUUGCCAGGAAGUGGAAUCAUUAAAGCGCAGCAUCAAACUUCUGUCCCUGAUCAAGUGGAAGGGACCCAAAAGCAGCAAAUUAAAUUCUAAAUUUUGGAAGCACUUAGUAUAUGAGAUGCCCAUCAAGAAGAAAGAAAUGCUAUCUCGGUGCCAUGUUCUGGACUCUGCAGAACAAGGACUUUUUGGAGAACUCCAGCCUAUACCCUCUAUUGCCAUGACCAGUACCUCGGCCACUCUGGCGUCAUCUCAAGCUGAUCUCCCUGAUUUCCAUCACUCAGAUUCAAUGGAAAUGAGGCAUUGUUGCAGAGGGUAUAAACACGACAUGCCAACUACCACCUUGCCAGUACCUUCCUUAGGCAACCACCACACUUACUGUAACCUGCCUCUGACGCUACUCAAUGGACAGCUGCCCCUUAAUAAUGCCUUGAAAGAUACCCCAGAAUUUCAUAGGAACAGUUCUCUGCUACCUUUAUCAUCCAAAGAGCUCAGCUUCACCAGCGAUAUUUGGUAGUGAAAAAUCUGAAUUCCCUGAACAGCUAUACGAGCAUACAGAAUUUCUGCUAUACCAAGCAUAAAGUACACCUAAUAACAGUGAGGUGCUGGAAAAGUGUUUGAAGAAAAAGGCACAGAAAUCGCUUUUGUACUUAAAUAUUUUGUUUACAUUUCCUGAGUAGUGGGGGGAAAGAAGGACCUGCUUUUGUAGUACGGCACCUUGUUCCAAUGUAUAGUUUUGAUUUCUUCCUGAAAACAAAAAUUUAAAAACCCUGUUGUUUUAGAGUAGGUUUUAUGAUACCACAUGGACUAUGAGCUCAGUAGGUGAGCUACCUUCCCCAUAUCUAUGAAUAUUUCAGUAUUUACAUGGCAUUUGAAAUAAGGAAGACUUAAAGACUUUAAUUGAAUUUGAAAGUUCUACACUAAGUUUAAGGAGAAAAGAGAAUUUCCAUAGACUUCUGAAAAUUCGGGAAUUUAUCAAGCAAGAAAUGUUAAAGCACUCCAGUUGGAAGAUUGGAAAGGAAGAUCAGUUGAAAAAAAUGUGAUUGAAACAUUUAGAACUUCCUCAACGUAAUGAACAACUUCUGUAGACAUAAAUCAGCAGCUCAUAAUAACAGCUUUUAGAUUUAUUAGGCAAGCACAUCUUCUGUAGGCAAACUGGUAGGUAGGUAAACAAUGUGCAUUUCUUAAGCAAAUGAAUAGACAGGCUGUGAAUUCUUUUAGGAUGAUUUUGAACAACCCUUGUGGCUUUCUAACUUAUUUCAAAAAUUUUACAACUUUGAAAACACAUUUUAAAGUGUACAUUUUAUUGUUUGCUAACAAAUUCACAUUUGGAUUUUUUUACCAAAUGAUCUCUUGACCUGCUAAGAGCGUUAUAAGAAGAUGCAGACGUCUUCCUGCUUUUCAUCAGCAUCGUUGGAGUUCGAAUUUAAAUACAUAUUGACUGCAAGUGUCAGCAAUUGAAAAGCAGUAAUACAGCAGUAUUCACAGAUGAAGUGCUAAAUGCUUUCAGUUUGCUAGUGGUACAGUGACGAUUGCAGAGAUUCUCAUCUGCAAUGUAGUUGUGAGACAGACUAUUCUGUACAUACACAGUGUCUGCUUGGCCGUGUGUGCAAGACUCCUACAGAAGUAUCUCUAUUCCCGGUGCUUCAAAGAGUGUAUUCGAUAGACUGAACUUCUCUACCCUCACAUAGUGACUGUGACUGUACCAUACCAGAAAAUCCCUGUGAAUAAUCUAAGAUAUUGCCUAUUUGCUGUAAGGAAUGUGCUCCUAUCCUAAUAUUUAUUGUGCAUUACUACUUUAUGUUCUUUCCAAUUGAUCAAAUUAGAUGUGCUCUCCACGUAGGUUCCUGUGGGUGUCAAUUGUUAAUCAAGGUUGAUUCUAGCAUUUUGCAAAUGGUUCUUAAAUCAUGUCCUUGGACAAAUAUAAACAAGGACAAAUGUACACAGUGUGUAAAAAUUAAGAUUUGCCCAGCUCCUGUAAUUGUGAAGCCCAAAUGUAUAAUUGAACAUUAGAUAAUAUGCUUUGGCUAUGUCCUUAAACAUCUUUUCAUUAUUGAUUCUUUGUGAUCCACAAGUUUUGUUCAAAGUACUUGUUUCUCUGUUGCUUUUCUUUAUCCAGCUGUUCAGAAAAUGCAUUAUGCACCAACAGUACAUGAAAGCUUAGCAGUGAUACAUGUUCAUUUCACAGUGAGACAAUUAGUUUUUCCUCUGAAAAGUCCUGUUAAACACAUGUAGGUGUUUCAUAGAUGUAUUUUUUCCACUGAGAAAGGUGAUUUUGUUCUGUAAAAACUGUAAGUAUUUCAAAAUUGAAAUUUAUCAAUUCUGAACUGUUUUCCAAGUGUUAUAAAGUUGUAUUUACUCUGGUUGUUCUUUAAUGCCAUGUGUAAUUACUAAAUUAAUAAUCUGCAUGAAGUGAGUAGUAUAUGUUUAAGUGACCAAUUGUACUUUUCAUUAUUUUAUUUUUAACAGAAAUCUAGAUUAAUUCAAAUAGAAUGUUCAGUGGUAUUUUUAAACUAAUAGUUCUGUAUUGAGCAUGCCAGUUCUGAAAAUAUAACAUGGGUCUCUCUGCUUCCUUUAUUUACAAUGAUUAAACGUGGGUAGCAAUUUGAGUUGGCUGGCCACAAUGUGUCCUUUCACUACUAGUAGGUACUCAAAAACAGAGCAUUCACACUUGUGCUAGGGAACUUGACAAGAAACCUUUUCUACCAUUUUCAGGAACCAAUGUGUACACUAUCUAUAAAAAUUUAUUUCUAGAUGGCAAUUCAAAAUUUAAUUUUCAUCUGAGAUUUUUAAAA